UCGCCCGCAGGCGCCUGCGCAAUGGGCCGGCCGUGGGGGGGGGCGGGAAGCGCUUCGGGGCAGCGGAGCCCAUGUCGGCCCUGAGGCGCUCGGGCUACGGCCCCAGUGACGGUCCGUCCUACGGCCGCUAUUACGGGUCUGGGGGUGGAGAUGUGCCUGUGCACCCACCUCCGCCCUUAUAUCCUCUUCGCCCCGAACCUCCCCAGCCUCCCAUUUCCUGGCGGGUGCGCGGGGGCGGCCCGACCGAGACCACUUGGCCGGGAGAAGGCGAAGGGGGAGAUGGCUACUAUCCUUCCGGAGGCACCUGGCCGGAGCCAGGUCGAGCUGGAGGAAACCACCAGGAGCAGCCACCAUAUCCUAGCUACAAUUCUAACUAUUGGAAUUCUGCUGCACGACCUAGGGCUCCCUACCCAAGUACAUAUCCUGUAAGACCAGAAUUGCAAGGCCAGAGUUUGAAUUCUUAUACAAAUGGAGCAUAUGGUCCAACGUAUCCCCCUGGCCCUGGGGCAAAUACUGCCUCUUACUCUGGGGCUUAUUACGCACCUGGAUAUACUCAGACCAAUUACUCCACAGAAGUUCCAAGCACUUACCGUUCACCUGGUGACAGCCCAACUCCAGUCUCUCGAUGGAUAUAUGCCCAACAGGACUGUCAGACUGAAGCCCCCCCUCUUAGGGGGCAGGUUCCAGGAUAUCCUGCUUCGCAGAACCCUGGAGUGACCCUGCCUCACUAUCCUUAUGGGGAUGGGAAUCAUAAUGUUCCACAGUCGGGACCACCCGUACGGCCACAGGAGGAUGCGUGGGCUUCUCCUGGGGCUUACGGAAUGAGCGCCCGUUACCCCUGGCCUGCAGCUGCGCCUGCAGCGCCUCCUGGGAAUCUGUACAUGACCGAAAGUACUUCACCAUGGCCCAGCAGUGGCUCCCCUCAGCCACCUCCUUCACCACCUCUCCAGCAGCCCAAGGAUUCCUCAUACUCCUAUAGCCAAUCAGAUCAAGGCAUGAACCGGCACAACUUCCCUUGCAGUGUCCAUCAGUACGAAUCCUCGGGAACGAUGAACAAUGAUAAUUCAGAUCUUGUGGAUUCCCAAGUCCAAUAUAGUGCUGAGCCUCAGCUGUAUGGUAAUGCCACCAACGAACAUCCCAACAAUCAAGAUCAAAGUAAUAAUCUUCCUGAAGAGUGCUUAUCUUCAGAUGAAGGUACUCCCCCAAGUAUUAAAAAAAUCAUACACGUGCUGGAGAAGGUCCAGUAUCUUGAACAAGAAGUAGAAGAGUUCGUAGGAAAAAAGACAGACAAAGCAUACUGGCUUCUGGAAGAAAUGCUAACCAAGGAACUUUUGGAACUGGAUUCAGUUGAAACUGGGGGCCAGGACUCUGUCCGGCAGGCCCGGAAAGAGGCUGUUUGUAAGAUCCAGGCCAUACUGGAAAAAUUAGAAAAAAAAGGAUUAUGAAAGGAUUUAGAACAAAGCGGAAGCCUGUUACUAACUUGACCAAAGAACUCUUGAUUUUGGUUAAUUACCCUCUUUUCUAAAUGCCUGUUGAUGACAAGAAGCAAUACAUUCCAACUUUCCUUUGAUUUAAAAUGUGAAAAAACUGAUAAAGGAAUGGAAGAACAUUUUAGUUAUGAAGUUGCUUUCAGUUUUCAGACGAAUGAAUGUAAUAGGAAACUAUGGAGCUAACAAUAUUGCCAAGUAGAUUCACUCCUUAAGAAAUUUAUGGAUUUCUGUAAGCUGCUUCUUAUCAGCAGGAGGGAAAUACACUUUAUGUAACAGGCUUAAUAGAAACCUACCAGAUGAGACUGGCUAUAAUCUGAGACAAAUAGAAUCUCUCUUUUUUUUUUUUUAAACAUCUGGAUGACUUGUCACAUUUUUGUACGUUGUGACUGCUUUCAGCAUACCCUUCAUGUGUAAAUUACAGUUUAGACUUUAGAUUCUUGGACUUGUUUUGUUACUUGCAGUUCACAAAUAUAGUAUUCUCUACUUCUUGG
This is a messenger RNA of Propithecus coquereli (Coquerel's sifaka), 1981 nucleotides long. RefSeq names its product BCL2-associated athanogene 4 (gene BAG4). Gene Ontology annotation, molecular function: adenyl-nucleotide exchange factor activity; protein-folding chaperone binding. Gene Ontology annotation, biological process: protein stabilization. The transcript has 5 exons. The record is from RefSeq and is a predicted model, not a curated record. Gene Ontology annotation, cellular component: cytoplasm; membrane; nucleus. NCBI's taxonomy places the organism in Eukaryota, Metazoa, Chordata, Mammalia, Primates, Indriidae. Bases 72 to 1445 code for a protein of 457 amino acids.